AUAAAGUUAACUCAGUAAUUGUGAAUUUCAUUCAAUACGUGAACAAGCUCCUUUACCGUCCAAAAUGAAAACUCAAGUUGUGAUCUUGUUGUUUGUAUUAUCAGCUGUUUUGGCGAGGUGUCCUGCAGAUUGGGAUCACUACAAUGAUAAAUGUUUCUUCCUCAGUCGUGACAACGAAACAUUCGCUGGUGCUUUGAAACUGUGCGAAGUCAUUGGUGCCCAGUACGGAAGAGUCGCCUCCCUUGCCACUGUUGAUGACGCUGGAACGCAGAGCCAUCUUGAAGGCCUUGUUACAAAAACAAGCAGUCUUGAAUAUUACAUUGGUGCCACUGAUAUAGUCCACGAAGGGACGUGGGUCUGGGUGUCAAACGGACAAACUGCCACAUACACAAACUGGGGACCCUUUCAACCCAACAACAGAGGGGGUGCCGAGAACUGUGCCGGCAUCACUUACGAUAUACCGAACGGAUUUGUCGGACACUGGACAGAUAAGCCAUGCACCAAAGAACUUCCUUAUAUUUGUGAAAUGCCAGGUUAUCGCAAAUACUUUGCCAAGACCGACAUCAGAGGAAACCUGGCAUAUUGUUUUGAAAAUAAACUGUGCGAAGUCAUUGGUGCCCAGUACGGAAGAGUCGCCUCCCUUGCCACUGUUGAUGACGCUGGAACGCAGAGCCAUCUUGAAGGCCUUGUUACAAAAACAAGCAGUCUUGAAUAUUACAUUGGUGCCACUGAUAUAGUCCACGAAGGAACGUGGGUCUGGGUGUCAAACGGACAAACUGCCACAUACACAAACUGGGGACCCUUUCAACCCAACAACAGAGGGGGUGCCGAGAACUGUGCCGGCAUCACUUACGAUAUACCGAACGGAUUUGUCGGACACUGGACAGAUAAGCCAUGCACCAAAGAACUUCCUUAUAUUUGUGAAAUGCCCCCUUCAGACAAAUGCAAUGCAUCAGGGGAAAAACCUGUGGUCGCUUUUGCGAGGUGUCCGGCUGAUUGGGAUCACUACAACGAUAGAUGUUUCUUCCUCAGUCGGGACAACGAAACAUUUGCUGAUGCAUUGAGCUUGUGCGAAGUUAUUGGUAAACAGUAUGGAAGAGUCGCCACCCUUGCUACUGUUGAUGAUGCUGGAACGCAGAAACAUCUAGCAAAUCUCGUUUCACAUACAAGUAGUCUUGGUUUUUACAUCGGUGCCAAUGAUUUAGUUCAUGAAGGAACGUGGGUCUGGGUGUCCAGUGGACAUGCUAUAACAUACAACAAUUGGGGACCCACUCAGCCCAACAACAGAGAUGGUGCUGAACACUGUGCCGUCAUUACUUACGCACCUCAGGACGGAUUCGUCUACCACUGGACAGAUGAACCAUGCACCAACCAACUUACUUACAUCUGUGAAAUGCCGUUUGAUAAUGUGAACGCUCCCGUAGUCGGAUAAAGAACCCUUCAUUUGUUGUUAGUUAUUGUGUUUUAUGAAUAAUAAAUUCAAAUGUUCUUUGUU
Molecule: messenger RNA, 1495 nt
Organism: Magallana angulata
Lineage: Eukaryota; Metazoa; Mollusca; Bivalvia; Ostreida; Ostreidae
Product: C-type mannose receptor 2-like
Exons: 12
Coding region: 65-1432 (455 amino acids)
Source: RefSeq, a predicted model, not a curated record